GGGAGUCGUAUGUCUCAGCGCUCCUCUCGGGAUAUUCUUUUCAGUUCGUCUUUUGAGCGCUCCUCCUGUCUCCAGUCCUGUCUCUCCUCCUGUCUCCAGUCCUGUCUUCCCCCCGCGCUCCUUUAAGCCGUGUCGCAGUGAGAGAAAGGGAGAAAGGGGAAGAGGGCGCGGAGAGAAUAGCGAACCGGUCUCCGCAUCCUUCCAGGUGGCUGCCUCUGAAUCAGAGAUGAGAUUGGGCUCUCGGUUUCAGAGCUGUAAGGCGCUGGUGUUCCGGAGAGAGGCGGCUCUGGUGUGACACCUUCCCGCUCAGCAGUGCCUCGGGUUCGGCUUAAGGUUCGUUGGGUGUCAGGAGAUAUCUCAGGACAUGGAGGGUUGCUAGUUGGAUGAGGAUUCAUUUCGGGAGCAGCUGAAAGUGUUGUGUCACAUUUUCAACCCAAAACUCUUUCAGUGGCCUGUCUUGGAAGCAAAUUUGCCAGUUUUGUGAGAUGGUCACAUGACUGCAGCAUGAUUACCAAAAAAGCCAAUUUGCAGCUUUAGCCCGCCUCAGCGAACAAUCAGAGACUCCCACCCACACACACUCCCACACAUGUGUGCCGUUUGCCAUGAAUCUGGCCACCAAGCUGCGGAGGAAUCUGAGGAGGCUGGUCAUCCUCCUCGCCACCUUCUGUAUGGUCAGCGUUUUAGUCUCCGCCUACUACCUUUACACAGGCUCCACCCAAGGACUGGACCUUGCGGACCGUGCCGCAGGUCCAGACUGUGCCGACCUCCGGGUGCUCCCUUUCCGACAGUCAGAGCCUCGGACGCCUAAACCGAUCGAUCCGUCACGUAAGGAUCCGGUGGUGUUGGUAUUUGUAGAGAGUCAGUAUUCUCAACUGGGACAGGACAUCAUCGCCAUUCUAGAAUCCAACCAAUUCCGUUACCAUGCCGAAAUUGCGCCGGGAAAGGGUGACAUCCCGCCUCUAACGCACAAUGGCCGUGGACGCUAUGCACUGGUCAUCUACGAGAACCUUCUCAAGUAUGUUGGGAUGGACGCAUGGAACCGUGACCUUCUGGAUAAAUACUGUGCCGAAUACAGCGUUGGAGUCAUCGCAUUUCAUCGUGCAAGUGAAAACUCCCAGCCUGCACUGCAGCUUAGGGGUUUCCCUCUGACAUUGCGAACAAAUGUUGCACUUCGAGACUGCUGCGUAAACCCCCGCUCACCUCUGCUUUACAUAACGCGGGCGGAAGUGGAUCGUGGCCACUUAACAGGAGAGGACUGGACUGUGUUUCAGUUCAACCAUUCCACGUAUGAACCAGUCCUAUUAGCUAAAACUCGGCCCAGUGAGAGUGGAGGGGCCCAGAUCAUACCAGGUCCCCAGGGUCUCCAUGCUACCGUUGUGCAGGACUUGGGCCUGUACGAUGGGGUGCAGCGUGUGCUGUUUGGACAUGGGCUGAGCUACUGGUUACACAGACUUAUACUGGUGGAUGCCAUCGCUUAUCUCACAGGCAGGAAGCUGUCACGAUCUCUGGAACGUUACAUCCUGGUUGACAUAGAUGAUAUUUUCGUGGGGAAGAAAGGGACAAGAAUGAAUGUGAAUGACGUGAAGGCUCUUCUAGAAACACAGAACAUGCUGAGGUCGUACAUUUCUAACUUCACCUUUAACCUGGGAUUUUCUGGGAAAUUCUUCCAUACAGGUACGCAGGAGGAAGAUGAUGGAGAUGAUCUGUUGUUGAAAUAUGUUGAUGAGUUCUGGUGGUUUCCUCAUAUGUGGAGUCAUAUGCAGCCUCAUCUCUUCCACAAUGAAUCCUCUCUGAUGGAACAAAUGAUCCUGAACAAAGACUUCGCUUUGGUGAGAAAAACUACACCUCUAACUUGCCCAUACACAAUCAGUGAACAAAACCAUCAUCCAGGUACGCAGGAGGAAGAUGAUGGAGAUGAUCUGUUGUUGAAAUAUGUUGAUGAGUUCUGGUGGUUUCCUCAUAUGUGGAGUCAUAUGCAGCCUCAUCUCUUCCACAAUGAAUCCUCUCUGAUGGAACAAAUGAUCCUGAACAAAGACUUCGCUUUGGAGCAUGGUAUUCCAGUAGAUCUGGGAUAUGCCGUGGCCCCUCAUCAUUCUGGUGUAUAUCCAGUCCAUAUUCAGCUGUAUGAGGCUUGGAAGAAAGCAUGGGGGAUACGAGUGACCAGUACUGAGGAAUACCCACACCUCAAACCUGCACGCCACCGCAAGGGAUUCAUUCAUAAUGACAUCAUGGUGCUGCCCCGUCAGACAUGUGGUUUAUUCACACAUACCAUCUUCUAUAAAGAGUAUCCGGGAGGCCCUAAAGAACUGGACAAAAGCAUACGAGGAGGAGAGCUGUUUCUGACCGUCCUUCUCAACCCUAUCAGUAUAUUUAUGACUCAUCUUUCCAACUAUGGGAACGACCGCUUGGGCUUGUAUACGUUCACUAAUCUGGCUAACUUCCUGAAAUGCUGGACCAACCUGAGGCUGCACACACUUCCUCCCCUGCAGCUCGCACACAAGUACUUCACACUCUUCCCAGAACAGAGACACCCGCUAUGGCAGAACCCAUGCGAUGAUAAACGGCAUAAGGACAUCUGGUCCAAAGAGAAGACCUGCGACAGGCUGCCCAAGUUCAUGGUGGUCGGGCCUCAGAAAACAGGCACGACAGCGCUCUACCUCUUCCUGAUCAUGCAUCCCUUCAUCUCCAGCAACUUUCCCAGUGUGAAAACAUUCGAGGAAGUUCAGUUUUUCAACACCAACAACUACCACAAAGGCAUUGACUGGUACAUGGAGUUCUUUCCUGUACCCUCUAAUGUCAGCACAGAUUUCCUGUUUGAGAAGAGCGCAAAUUACUUUCCUUCUGAGGAGACGCCCAAACGAGCCGCUGCUCUCUUGCCUAAAGCCAAAAUCUUUACUCUGCUGAUCAACCCUUCAGACAGGGCAUACAGCUGGUACCAGCAUCAGAGGGCUCAUGAAGACCCGGCAGCAUUACAGUUCAGUUUCUACGAGGUUAUUUCAGCAGACCAGCUCGCUCCACCUGAGCUGCGCUCUCUCCAGAACCGCUGUCUCGUACCUGGACUCUACGCCACACACCUGGAGAGAUGGCUCAUAUACUACCCUCCAAACCAGCUGAUGAUUAUUGAUGGACAGCAGCUGAGGAAUGACCCAGCUAAAAUGAUGGACGAGCUUCAGAAAUUUCUGGGUGUCACUCCCUAUUACAACUACUCCCAGGCACUCACGUUUGAUCCUCAGAAGGGCUUUUGGUGUCAGCUGUUGGAAGGGGGCGGGACUAAAUGUUUGGGGAAGAGUAAGGGCCGCAAAUACCCACCCAUGGACUCUGAGUCACGAGCACUUCUCUCCAGAUUCUACAGGGAUCAGAACAUUGAAUUAUCUAAGCUGCUGCACAGACUGGGUCAGCCGCUACCGGCCUGGCUCAGAGAGGAACUACAGAAGGUCAGGUAGCCCUAACCAAACCACCGCUCCCCUGGGUCAAAGAUCCAGAUUCAGCCCUCAAUGGAAACUAGACUCUUGAACGGUACUCAAUGCCACCUACCUGCAAGCUUGCAGAGCAAAGGUCAGAAAUUCAACUCACCAAUCAUUGGUGCCUCUGGAAAUCCAAACAAAGCAGUAUUGUGUGUCCAUGGCAACAUGACAUUUUUGUUGCAAAAGGUCAGUUGUUUUUUUUCAGUGAGGUACGGUGAUGUAACUGUGACCCUUGAACUUCAGAUGCAGCUAAACAAAGACUGCAUAAAGUCUGUAACUGAAAAAUUCAAAUGUCCUCAGACUUCCUCCUAUACUUUCCCCCAUCAGUCACUGGAUAUAAAGGUAUGGCUUUAGAUUUUAUACGUCUUCAUCGAGAGAGAUUUAGAACUGCACAACCACUGUUCAUAACCUCACUCUUGCAAAUAUAUCAGUCAAUCAAUCUAUCAGCCAAUCAAAGUGAAGAUGCAGAAUGUUAAGAAUCAUUAUGGAGAAAUAAAGAGCACAGUCAAGUUUUCUGCAUCAGCUUUAAACCGGUUAAUGGAGUGAUGUCAUUGUGAUGUCAAUGUCUCAAUCCACGUCCCAGUUACUGUUGUUCUAGACACAAUGGCCUGAAGAGCGGAAAUGAUUUCAGUGUGUGUGUGUGUGUGUGUGUGUGUGUGUGUGUAAGGGUAAAUACAUAAGCCCUUGUGUGAGUGUGUGUCUAGGCAUAGGUCUGUAGCCAGGUAGCCUUAGCCCCGCCCACUGGACUGCAACUGGUUGGCUGAUGAAUUUGA
Sinocyclocheilus anshuiensis is the source of this 4237-nucleotide messenger RNA. RefSeq names its product bifunctional heparan sulfate N-deacetylase/N-sulfotransferase 4-like. Gene Ontology annotation, molecular function: heparan sulfate N-sulfotransferase activity; deacetylase activity; hydrolase activity. The transcript has 15 exons. Gene Ontology annotation, cellular component: Golgi apparatus. NCBI's taxonomy places the organism in Eukaryota, Metazoa, Chordata, Actinopteri, Cypriniformes, Cyprinidae. Bases 603 to 3443 code for a protein of 946 amino acids. The record is from RefSeq and is a predicted model, not a curated record.